AUGCCUUCGGUCAAGAUCGGGGCUAUUGACAUCGAGUUUCCUUACGAGCCAUAUGAUUGUCAAAAGAAAUAUAUGGAGAGCGUUAUUGCGUCUCUAGUGCAGCGUCAGCAUGCGAUUCUGGAAUCUCCAACUGGAACAGGGAAGACGCUUUGUCUUCUUUGUGCCUCGCUUGGUUGGUUAGAGUACUCCCUUGCUCAGCAGCAGUUGAAACAAUUGGAGCAGCCUUGGGAUGGCAGAAACGAUAGUGCGCCGCCCAGUUGUUCGAGUAAAUUCGACGCCCCUUUGAUUAUCUUCUCCUCGCGGACGCACGCACAGCUUAAUCAAGCCAUACAGGCUUUCAAAAAUACCGCCUAUUCCAGCCACAAAAUCGGCGUUUUAGGUUCUCGCGACCAGCUCUGUUCGCUACCCGAAGUCAUCAAUUUGGAAACCAACUCAGCAAAAGUCUACCAGUGUCGACUUCGUGUGUCCACCCGAACCUGCGAAUACUACCGCAACUUUGAUGCAAACAGAGAGAAACUGUUGGACACAAUGAAGACCUCAAAAAUAACCGAUAUCGAGGACCUGGCGAAGUUUGGUCGAGAACACCGUGCCUGCGCGUACUACUUGUCACGGGAGGCAAAGGUCGAUGCUGAGGUUCUUUUCAUGCCCUACAAUUACCUCCUCGACGUGAAAAUCCGAACUUUGUAUGGAAUCGAAUUGACGAAUGCAGUUGUUAUUUUCGACGAGGCUCAUAACAUCGUAAGUCAUCAGUGCUUCGCUACUCCCCGCCUCCUAUUUGCGAAAUUGGCUGCGAUCGGGCUACCAAGCGUGCUCACUCUGAAAGGCCAGCUGAUUGAACUGGAGCGGCUGCUUGACGGCAUCGGCGAAACUGCUUCAGCGAAUGGACUGAUCAAACCUGGCGAUUAUGUGUUCGAAUUGCUCGGACAGGCUGGUAUCACGUCGGCCAAUCACUCGCAAACACAGGAUCUCAUCAACCAAAUAAUCACUGCGUCCAUUUCUCUAGAUGUUGCAAAAUUUAGAAGAGGUCGCGGUCUAACUCAUGUCGCUGAAUUCCUCCAGAAAGUCUUUGUCGAUCACUCUGGGGUUGGUAAUAUCGGGAAACCUCUGUCGCAGGUUGCUCGUCAACAAUCAGCAAGCUGUUAUCGUGUGCAUAUUAAAGUCGAAUUGGUGGCCCCCAAGUUCAAAGAUGGCGGUGAUGUUUGGGCGACAACCAUGCAAAUUGGCGGGAACGCCAAGGGAACCAGAAACGUCUGCCUCAGCUACUGGUGUCUCACGCCUGGACGAGCUAUGCACGAAUUGUUGGCGCUGAAUGUGCGCAACAUAAUUCUCACGAGCGGGACUUUGUAUCCAAUUCAAGCCCUCCAAGCGGAAUUAGACUUACAGUCCGCAGUGGUUCUGCAGAAUCCGCACGUCAUAAACGCGGAUCAGCUUUUCGUUGCGGUGCUUCCGAGAGCUCCAGAUGGCGGGUCGCUCAAUUCUGGUUUCAAUUUCCGCGAGGACCCUGCCUACCACAGAUCCCUCGGUCUUUCUCUCGUCAACUUGUGUCGCGUGGUGCCUGGCGGUGUUCUGGUCUUCUUCCCCUCGUAUGCGCUGAUGAAGAAGUGCAGCGACGCGUGGCAGAACUCCGACGUGUACAACAAACUGCUUGACCACAAGAAGCUCUUUUUUGAGCCGCGGGACAAGACGGAAUUCCAACAGAUAACUCUUCGUUACACCGAAGCUGCAACCGCCGGCGGGUCAGUGUUGUUCUCGGUGAUGCGUGGCAAGGCGAGCGAGGGCCUUGAUCUCGCCGAUCACACCAGUCGCGCAGUCGUCGUCAUCGGAAUCGCCUACCCGCCACGCGACGACCCGCGGAUUAAGAUUAAGAUGGCGUUUCUGGACGAACGAAGGUUCCAAAGCGGUUCUGGCGUGUACAAGGACCUCCCCACUGGCAGGCAGUGGUACCAGCUGCAGGCCUGGCGGGCUGUCAAUCAGGCCGUUGGAAGGUGCGAAAUCGGUUGA
Molecule: messenger RNA, 2001 nt
Organism: Mesocestoides corti
Lineage: Eukaryota; Metazoa; Platyhelminthes; Cestoda; Cyclophyllidea; Mesocestoididae
Source: the annotation of a GenBank genome assembly